UGCAGGAUCUAAGCGCACUUGUUUCCGCGGGUUGGCACAAUGGUGUUGGGGUGGAGUUCUGUAAAGAUGCAUGUAAAUCACAACCGAAUUGCUUUGGAUUCAAUUGGUGGAUGGAUGGAAGUGCCUGUCAGUUGGACGAUACUGCCGGUUCGUAUGCAAUGUGGCGCUCUGGUUACCACCUGUACGAGAUGAAAUGUUGCGGUAAGUCAACAAUCAACAUUUGUGAGAACACCUCAUGCUGUUCGUUCAAUUUCUGUCCCAUGUGUAUAGAAUUUCGGGCAUUUAAAUAA
Messenger RNA from Opisthorchis viverrini, 290 nucleotides. RefSeq lists its product as hypothetical. The annotation marks the transcript as partial. The transcript has 2 exons. NCBI's taxonomy places the organism in Eukaryota, Metazoa, Platyhelminthes, Trematoda, Opisthorchiida, Opisthorchiidae. The record is from RefSeq and is a predicted model, not a curated record.